AUGAAGGCGCUGAUCCUCGUUGGUGGUUAUGGAACGCGGUUACGUCCCCUCACGCUCAGCUUUCCCAAGCCUAUCGUAGAAUUUUGCAAUAAACCUCUUCUCCUUCAUCAGAUAGAAGCCUUAGUUAAGGCUGGUGUCCAAGAGAUUAUACUUGCGGUUAGCAAGUGUGCAGACCGUUGCGAUCUCUUGGAGGGUGAGGUUAAGAAACACGAAGCUUCCCUCGGAAUAAAGAUAAGAUUCUCUUAUGAAACAGAGCCUCUCGGCACAGCGGGUCCAUUGGCAUUGGCAUCAAAGUGGUUGUCGGGUUCAAACGAGCCCUUCUUCAUGCUUAACAGUGAUGUCAUUUGCGCAUUCCCAUUUGAGGAGUUGAAACAAGUGCACGCUAAGCACAAGGGUGAGGCCACAAUCGCCGUAAGUUGUUCCUCUUCCUAA
This is a messenger RNA of Hydatigera taeniaeformis, 432 nucleotides long. Lineage: Eukaryota; Metazoa; Platyhelminthes; Cestoda; Cyclophyllidea; Taeniidae. The record is from the annotation of a GenBank genome assembly.